AUGGACUUCGCUACAUUCUCAGAUGGCUCGCGCAAACAGUGGGCGAGCAUAUUAGCGGAACCCAAAGCGCAUGAACAUCGGGCCUUGCGUGCUCUCAUAUCCCUCCUCGACUUGCCUUUGGAAACGUUACUCAUGAUCCUUGAAGCAAGCAGCCCAGCUUGCCUUAUCGUCAUGGGACAGACCUGUCGCACCUUCCGACAUCAUCUCGCUACCAGGCCAGGCAUCUGGGCCAGGGCACGGGCGUGCAUUGGCGCUCCUGCACCUGCGACUCUAAUCGGACAUUCUUUGGCUGCAAUGGAGAAAGCUUGGGCCACAGAGCUGUUCGUCGGGGCGCUGGACGCCUGCGCUGUGGUCCCGCCCCAAUGGCUGCAGCAGUACUCGGAGAUUUGGAACAUCAAGGAAAGAGAGAAUAGGCUACGUGUCAAGCAGUUCCUUCGGGAGCCGCCUUUCGCGGCCUUGCAGAAGACCCCGGUGACUUUUCAGGAGAUCAUGCGCACGCCAACCUGUCAGAAGCUCGUUCAUGCUUUCCGAAGAGACCUCCGGGUGGUUGACCUCGCAUCUUGGACCCUUGCUCUACCAUUCAUGCUGCGAGAGCUUGGGCUGAUAGCCUCCUGCACUCCGUCUUCCGUGCCGCGCGCAUUCAGAUUUCACGACCUCGACAGAAUCAUCUGCCCCGUUUGCUACCCCUUCUCCGACGCCUUUCGCCUUAGCAUGGACCAUCUACCCUGCCGCGAGUCAAAGAAGCGUUGGUUUGCCGCAAACACUGUUAAUGUGGAGUCGCUCAACUCCCAUUUCUUCGAAAAACACUCUGAACUCUUGUUUGGCCACGAUUGUGGACAGGGUCUCGACAUCAUCCCCCAAAUUCCGUUAUACACGUACUGCACAACAUGUUUGCACGCCUCGGAUCCCAGCAUCCGGUACCAGGCAUCGCGCAAACCGUUUACCUCGCGCGGACUGAUAUGGCACGAACGAGACUAUCACGGCCCUGUCAAUCCGGGCGUCAUCUACGAAUGGUUCAUGCCUCAGAUGUGGGGGACACAGAAAUCAGCCCGCAAUCUGCACACCAUCAGCUGGUAUGACAAGUACGCGUGUUCAGUCUGA
This is a messenger RNA of Schizophyllum commune H4-8, 1101 nucleotides long. RefSeq lists its product as uncharacterized. NCBI's taxonomy places the organism in Eukaryota, Fungi, Basidiomycota, Agaricomycetes, Agaricales, Schizophyllaceae. The transcript has 8 exons. Bases 1 to 1101 code for a protein of 366 amino acids. The record is from RefSeq and is a predicted model, not a curated record. Gene Ontology annotation, molecular function: protein binding.